Acomys russatus (golden spiny mouse) is the source of this 800-nucleotide messenger RNA. It is a transcript of the gene Nrip3, whose product is annotated as nuclear receptor interacting protein 3. Gene Ontology annotation, biological process: proteolysis. Lineage: Eukaryota; Metazoa; Chordata; Mammalia; Rodentia; Muridae. The record is from RefSeq and is a predicted model, not a curated record. Gene Ontology annotation, molecular function: aspartic-type endopeptidase activity. The transcript is spliced from 7 exons. The coding region runs from base 99 to 800 and encodes 233 amino acids.
AAGGCGCGGGAGCAGGCUCCCGCGGCGCUGUCAAGGAGCUCGAGGCUGAGGGUGCUCGGGCGGGGAGACCCGGCCGCCGGGCGGCGGGCGCCUCAGCGAUGUUUUACUCAGGGCUCCUCACCGAGGGCGGCCGCAAGGAGACCGACAUGCGGGAGGCGGCAUCCCUGCGGCAGCAGCGCCGGAUGAAGCAGGCGGUGCAGUUCAUCCACAAGGACUCCGCGGACCUGCUGCCCCUGGACGGCCUCAAAAAGCUGGGCUCAUCCAAGGACACGAGGCGCCUCAUGGAAACCAAUCUGUCCAAGCUCCGGAGCAGUCGUGUCCCUUGGGCCUCGAAGACCAACAAAUUCAAUCAGGCUAAGUCUGAAGGGCUAAAGAAGUGUGAAGAUGAUGACAUGAUUUUAGUGUCUUGCCAGUGUGCUGGAAAGGACGUGAAAGCUUUGGUUGACACCGGCUGUCAAUAUAAUCUCAUCUCCUCAGUUUGUGUGGAGAGACUGGGACUAAAGGACCAUGUCAAAUCUCACAAACAUGAAGGAGAAAAGCUUUGUCUGCCGCGGCACCUCAAAGUAGUAGGCCAGAUAGAGCACCUGCUGAUUACAGUGGGCUCUCUCCGGCUGGACUGCCCAGCAGCUGUGGUUGAUGAUAAUGAAAAAACCUUGUCGCUUGGUCUCCAGACUCUUAGAUCCCUGAAGUGUAUCAUAAACUUGGACAAGCACCGGCUGAUUGUGGGGAAGACAGACAAAGAAGAAAUCCCUUUUGUGGAGACAGUUUCUUCAAGUGAAGACAACACCUCAGAAGCGUAA